AACAGUCUUUGUUGAAAGAGUAACGCGAAGGUUGAUAUAUAUAUUAUAUAUAUAUAUAUAUAUAUAUAUAUAUAAACAUAAAACUAGAUUUUGGCAUUGAAAUCUCCACAUUUUGUUUUUAUCUUUAUCUAUAUAUAAUAUAUAUAUAUAUAUAUAUAUAUAUUGCAUAUGCAUAUAUAUACAUAUAUAUAUAUAUAUAUAUAAAUAUUGUGAAAAAGAAGAGAGAUAUAUAUAAGAGAAGAUAUAAACAGAGAAAAUGAAUUUUUUAUUCCUAAUUGCACUUAUCUCAACUGGACGCCUUUUAUCGGCAUAUCAAUGGACAGCCACGGACGCAGAACCGAGUAAAGGGUAUGUGCAUAUAUAGAAAAAAAAGAAAAGAAAGAUCAAUUCAAUACCGUUAGAAUGUCACGAAUCAAAGUUUCUUUUUUUUCAUACCAUUUUUAUUUUCUUUUGUUAAAAAGAAAAAACUAAGGUUUACGAUAAUAAAUGAAGUUUUUUUAUUUGUUUACAGUUGUAUCAUAACAAAGCCUGGUUUCGUUCAGGAAAUUAUUUCACAAAAUGAAAGCAGAUGGUGCUGUACAUCGUCACCUGAAACGUGCUCAUGUACUUCUUCAGAUCUCCAAAAAGAACCUUGCAGUGGUUCUUGGUAGCAUUUUUUUUUUUGUUAUUUAAUCUUUUUCCUACUAUAAAAAUAAAAUAAUAUUUAUAUAAUUACAUAGAAAACAGAUAUUUACAAUACUUAUAAAUAUAUAUAUAUAUAAGUGCACUUCUAAAAUUAGGAUUGGCAAUAAGAUCACGUGCCUAGUUCAUCAUACUAGAAUGCGUACUUUUGUUAAAUCUUGUUGUGAAAAUCACGAAAAUGAUGAUGGGGAAUGUUUUCCUAAAAUUAAUUGCGAUAUAAACAAUGGAGGGUGUCAACAUAGCUGCGAGAAAGGACCAGAACGAUCCUAUUGUACCUGCAACGAUGGUUUUAAAUUAAUAAGCCGUAAAAAUUGCUCUGAUAUUAACGAGUGUCAAACGAAUAAUGGCGGCUGUGGCCAUACUUGCGAAAAUAACCCAGGCUCAUACAAUUGCUUGUGCAACUCUGGAUAUUUUCUUCUAGACCAUAAGCAAUGCCACGGGAGUUAUUCAUGCCUUUGUCCAGACGGCUAUGAAACUGAUCCUCUUAAUAACUUAAAAUGCUUAGAUAUCGACGAAUGUUCAAGAAGAGCAUCAGGUUGCAGUCAAAUUUGUACAAAUUCAAAAGGGAGUUAUAAAUGUUCAUGCGAAAAAGGCUAUCAACUAGCCCAGGAUGAGAAAAGUUGUAUAGAUAUUGAUGAAUGUUCAAAUGGUCAAUCUGGAUGUAAUCAACAAUGCAUUAAUAGAUCUCCAGGAUUCACUUGUGCAUGUUUUAAAGAAGGAUUUGUUUUACAAGUUGAUGAAAAGACUUGUAUAGAUCGAAAUGAAUGUCUAGUUAGAAAUGGUGGUUGUAUGCAUUCUUGUAAAAAUACUUACGGGUCAUUUAUGUGUUCAUGUAAAGCUGGCUAUAAAUUGGAUGCUGACGGUCGAAGCUGUUCUGAUAUCAACGAAUGUCAUUCACACAAUUGUGAUCAUUUUUGCCAUAAUGAAGAUUCUAAAUUCUCGUGUUCGUGUAAAGUUGGCUUUAAACUAUUAGAUGAUGGUAGAACAUGUCAAGAUAUAGACGAAUGUUUAUCUGAUCAUGGAUGCAAACACAGUUGUGAAAAUACCAUAGGAACUUUUAGAUGUGUUUGUCCAUCCGGUUUCAGAUUAAAACAGGAUGGUAAAACAUGUUCAGAUAUUAACGAAUGUAUAAAUAAUAAUGGCCAAUGUGAGCAUAUGUGCGAAAAUCAAAUUGGAGAUUUUAGAUGUAAAUGCCCAGAUGGAUAUUCUUUAAAAAUCGAUGGGAAAACAUGUGGUGACAUUGACGAAUGUAGGGUUGAUAACGGUAAUUGUCAAAAGACUUGUACAAAUACACCUGGAAGUUUUAUUUGCUCUUGUGGUAAAGGUUUCCAACUUAAUAUGGAUGGGAAAACUUGUAAAGACGUGAAUGAAUGUGAACUUGGCCAUAAAUGCGGUCAUAAUAACCAAUGCAUAAAUACUAUUGGAUCUUUCUCAUGUAUAUGCCCAAAAGGUCUAAUAAGAAAUACGAUUGACGAUUCUUGCAUUGGUAAACUAAUUUUGACGAAUGUCAAAACAAUAAUGGAGGAUGUAAAGAUAAUUGCAUCAAUUCAUAUGAAAAGAAAUUUGGCUUUCUGUAUUAAAAUAGAUAUAAACGAAUGUGACGUAAAUAACGGAAACUGUGAACAUAGCUGCUUGAACGAGAAAGGACGCUAUUCGUGCGAAUGCCGAGCUGGAUAUGUAUUAUCUUCAAAUGAUAAAACUUGUAUAGAUCUAAAUGAAUGUGAGUAUUCGAAUGGAGGAUGCGGACAGAUAUGUAUAAACUUGGAACCAGGGCACAAAUGCAGUUGUAAUGCCGGAUAUGUUCUUGAUUCUGACCAAAGGUCUUGUAAAGAUAUAGACGAAUGUGGUUCUUCACAUGGAUGUCAACAGCUUUGUUCUAAUGAAAAGGGGCGCUACAGAUGCGAUUGUAGGCAAGGUUUCAAACUGAAUAGGGACGCAAGAACCUGUUCUGAUGUAAACGAGUGUGUUGCAACUCAUUUUCCAUGUGAACAAGAUUGCGAAAAUACUGAAGGUAGUUAUAGAUGUUUAUGUCGUUCAGGCUAUGUUCUUUCUUCCAAUGGUUUCACUUGUCAAGAUAUUGAUGAGUGUGUGUCCAAUCCUUGCUCUUAUAAAUGUGUAAAUCUACCUGGUUCAUUCGCCUGCGUAUGUAAAGCGGGAUAUAUAUUGAGUAAAGAUUCAAAAACUUGCACGGACAUUGAUGAAUGUUUGACAAACCCCUGUUCUCAUACAUGUAAAAAUUCUCCUGGGUCCUUUGAAUGUCUCUGUGAAAAUGGAUAUAAAUUAGAUAUUGAUGGGAGAAAUUGCAAAGAUGAAAAUGAGUGCCUAACAAAGGGCACGGAAUGUAAAGGCUAUUGUGUCAAUACGCCAGGAAGUUAUUCUUGCGGUUGCAAUCAAGGCUUUCUUUCUGUAAAUGGAACAGAGUGUAUGGACAUAGAUGAAUGCAAAAAGUCUAAUGGACGUUGUUCCCAUAAAUGCCAUAAUUCAGCCGGUAGUUACUAUUGCUCUUGUCCAAGCGGUCUUCGUCUAUUAGAUGACAAGAAAACUUGUACAGAUUUCGAUGAAUGCUUUGAAGGGAGUUCCGGCUGCAAACAAUUAUGCUUUAAUACAGAAGCAUCUUAUAAGUGUAAUUGUAAGAAAGGCUAUAGAUUAAGUGCUAAUAAACACGAUUGCGAAGAUAUCGACGAAUGUUCUAUAUCUAAUGGAGGAUGCCAACAUACAUGCGCAAACACUGAUGGAUCCUUUUAUUGUUCUUGCGAAUUUGGAUACGAGCUUGAAGCAGAUCGUAAGUCUUGUAAAGAUAGAGAUGAAUGUGGUACUGCAAACGGUGGAUGUGAGCAUAUUUGUAAUAAUAAAAAUGGAAAGCAUAGCUGUACAUGCUAUAGAGGCUAUAAGUUAAAGGAAGAUGAGAAGUCUUGUGAAGAUUUUGACGAGUGCAAAGAGCAGACAUCAAAAUGUGAUCAUUUUUGUCACAAUACGGAAGGUGGAUAUAAUUGCUCAUGCAAACCGGGAUUUAUUCUUUCCGCAGAUGAUUUAUCGUGUCAAGAUGAAAAUGAAUGUAGUGAUAAUAAAGGAGGCUGUGAGCAGAUAUGCGUGAAUGAAUACGGUGGUUAUAGGUGUAAUUGUCAAGCAAAUUUUCAACUAGAUAAAGAUAAUAAAACGUGCAUUGAUUUGGAUGAAUGUAAGUUAAAUAAUGGUGAUUGUCAUCAAAAUUGCAAUAACAGUUAUGGUUCUUACGAAUGUUCCUGUAAUGUUGGUUUUAAGCUUAGUCUCAAUGGCAAAUCCUGCUUAGAUAUCGAUGAAUGCUCCUCGAACAUUUGUUCUCAUCCGCUAAUGGGCUGCAUAAAUAAUCACGGCUCCUAUCGUUGCUUUUGCGAGGACGGAUAUAAACUAAGCGAUGAUAAUAAUUUAUGCAUCGACGUUGAUGAAUGCCAGGAAAAGGCGAAUAAUUGCGAUCAAUUGUGUGUUAACACGGAAGGAUCUUACAGAUGUCAAUGUUAUUUGGGUUAUAAAUUAACUAACAAUAAAUGCAUUGAUAAGGACGAGUGCGCAACUGGAAAUGGAGGAUGCGAACAAUCCUGCAUAAAUACUGCAGGCUCUUACGAGUGUAAAUGUUCCGAGGGUUUUACUAUUGCAUCUAAUGCCUUUUCGUGUAUAGACAUUAAUGAAUGCACUACGAAAAAAUCACUUUGUCACCACAGUUGCAUUAACACGUAUGGUUCGUAUAAAUGCCGCUGUAAACAAGGUUUCGAACAAUUAGAAAACUCACCUAAUUGCACGGAUAUCGACGAGUGUUUACUGGCUAACGGCGGUUGUAAACAUACUUGCAGAAAUUCUCUUGGUAGCUAUAUAUGCCAAUGUAGAAAUGGAUUUCGAUUAGGCAAUGACGAUAAAUCGUGUAUAGACAUAAACGAGUGUCUAGAGACAAGCGGCAGAGGCUGUAAGGGGUAUUGUAGAAAUACUAUUGGUUCAUUCCAAUGUACGUGUAGUGAUGGUUUCACUUUAAUGUCGGAUGGUAAAACUUGUAAUGACAUUGACGAAUGCCUAAAUUCCACAUUAAACCGUUGUCCCAAUGAAUGCGUAAACAGUUAUGGUUCCUACUUAUGUCGAUGUAAAAUGGGUUUCAAAUUAUCGUUCGAUGGCAAUACUUGCAUAGAUAUUGAUGAAUGUAAAGAAGGUACUCAUGGCUGUCAGCAUCAAUGCGAAAAUUCUAUUGGAAGCUACCAAUGUCAAUGUCGGUCGGGUUAUAAUCUGGACAGAGAUGGAAAAUCUUGUUAUGAUAAAAACGAGUGUGGAGACAAUAAUGGUGGCUGUGAGCAUUUAUGUAAAAAUUCAGGAAUAGGGGAAAGGGAGUGUUUUUGUCGCAUUGGAUGGACUUUAGCCGAGGAUAAAGUCAGCUGCAAAGAUAUUAACGAAUGCGAAACAUCUAAUGGAGGAUGUGCUCAUAUAUGGUCUUUUCGGUGCUCUUGUAAUUACGGGUACGAAUUAUCCGUAUCGGAUUUAAAAACGUGUCAUGAUAUUAAUGAGUGCGAGAGACGUAACAAUUGUUCUCAAAUUUGUAUUAAUGAGGAAUCUGGUUAUUCUUGCUCUUGUAGAUCUGGUUUUAUACUUGGAAAGGAUAAGAAAACUUGCGAAGAUAAGGAUGAAUGUAGUGUAAAUAAGGGUGGAUGCUCUCAUUUUUGCAUCAAUUCCAAAGGAUCAUUUAAAUGCGAAUGCGCCAAGGGAUUUUUUCUCGGUAGUGACAGACAGCAUUGUUUUGACGAAAAUGAAUGCCUAAUUGGUAAUGGGGGUUGUGAACACAUUUGCAAGAAUACAUUUGGAUCAUUUCAAUGCCUCUGUCCCCAGGGCUUUACACUGGGUGCUAAUGGAAAUUUCUGUUCAGAUAUUGACGAAUGUGCCGUGUCAAAUGGAAACUGCCAACAAUACUGCCACAAUCGAUAUGGUUCAUAUAGAUGCACAUGCUAUCCAGGUUAUGAACUAGGACCUGAUGGUAGAACAUGUCACGACAAAAACGAGUGCUCCUUGAGAAAUGGGGGAUGUGACCAUAAGUGCAUAAAUACGAAAGGAUCUUUCAAAUGUGAAUGCCAAUCUGGUUAUGUAGUAGCUAAAGAUAAUAGGACGUGCAUUGAUAAUAAUGAAUGUGCAAAUAAAUCUAUAUGCCAACAUUACUGCAUUAACAUUCUAGGAAGUUAUGUAUGCUCUUGUAAAGUUGGUUAUGAGUUGAGAAAUAAUCACGACUGUAUCGAUAUUAAUGAAUGCGAAAAGAGUCUGAGGGGAAGAUGCUCUCAUAAUUGUCAUAAUACUGUUGGCUCCUAUUUCUGUUCCUGUAAGAAAGGUUUCCUAUUAAAUAGAGAUGGAAAGAGUUGUUCUGAUGAAAAUGAAUGCGAAACUAAUAAACAUAAUUGUCAACAAUUAUGUUUAAAUUCUAUCGGCGGAUACAAUUGUGCUUGUAAAACUGGCUUUGUUGAAAGCAUUACAAAUACAAGCGAAUGCGUCGAUUUUAAUGAAUGUACUGUAUCAAAUGGAAGAUGUUCACAAAUUUGUAACAAUACAGUUGGGAGUUUCUUUUGCAGUUGCCGGAAGGGUUAUGUACUGGAUGGGAAAACUUGCAGAGAUCUAGACGAAUGUGGCGAUGACUUUAAAGCUGGAUGUCAGCAUUAUUGUCAUAACACGGAGGGUCAUCAUACGUGCUACUGUAAGCAUGGUUAUAAAUUGGCCGAUAAUGGUAAAUCUUGUUUAGAUAUUGAUGAAUGUUCAAGUAACGUUUGUCAACAUAUAUGUACAAAUACUGAUGGAGAUUACGAAUGCUCUUGUCAUACUGGAUACAAGCUUUCAGUUGAUAAUUCGACUUGCGAAGAUAUUGAUGAAUGCCGUACAACUGCAAGUUGUAGUAAUGGAUUCUGCCAUAAUUCCCAGGGUUCUUAUUUUUGUUCAUGCACAACCGGCUUUGAGACGAAUGGAGAUAUUUGCUUGGAUAUAGAUGAAUGCUCAAAAGGUAUUAGUGGUUGUCAAAAUAAUUGCACAAACUAUGCUGGUGGUUAUUCUUGUGACUGCUCAAAAGGAUUUGAGCUUGCAUCGGAUGAAAGGUCUUGCAUUGAUAUAGACGAAUGCAGAAUUUCCAAUGGAGGGUGUGAUCACAUCUGUUUUAACUCCCAAGGUUCCUAUUUAUGUGAUUGCUGGCAAGGUUAUGAGAAAUAUGAUAGUGAAUGUCGAGAUUAUGAUGAAUGUUCCAAGAACAAUGGAGGAUGCGAGCAAAACUGUAUUAAUAUAGAUGGAAGUUAUUAUUGCACUUGUAAUUUUGGCCAUAGUUUGGCUCCUAACAGGCAGAACUGCUUGGAUUUUGAUUCUUGUUCAAUUGGAAAUGGCGGUUGUCAAUAUGAAUGCCGAAAAAAUGGUUCAAGUUCGUAUUGUGUUUGUCCUAAAGGUUAUAUUUUGGACGACGAUAACAUGUGCAUCGAUAUCAAUGAAUGCUUACUAGAAGAUCAAAAAUGUCAACAAUUAUGCAUUAACACACAAGGAUCUUAUAGCUGCUCUUGUAAUUCUGGGUUUGUAAUUGCCAAGGAUGGGUUUAACUGUACCGAUUAUAACGAAUGUCAAAGUGACAAAGUAUGUCAGGGAAACUGUAUCAACUUAGAGGGCUUCUACAGGUGUGAAUGUCCUGAAGGUUACUCGCUUAAUGGCGACGGAUACACUUGUGACGAAAGCAGACCGGAUGGGGAUAGAAGUACGAAGGAAACUCCUACUGUAGAGCCGAAUAGUCAAGUACCUUUGAUUACGAAUGGAAAUAACAAACUUGCGACCAAUUACCUGAUAGGCUUAAUAAUAGCCGGAUUAGUAAUAAUAAUGUUAGUAGUGAUUGUCCUGGUGUUUUUAUAUAGAUCAAAGAAGAAGCGCCGGAGAAAUAGAACAACAAGCACUAGUAGUGUAAGAUCUUCCAUAUUACCAGUCCUAAGCGGUCUAGGGGCAACGGGAGGAUCAGAUAUUGAGAAAAUUAAUCCUUGUUUUGAUGGUAAAGAUUUACAACCCCCACCUUAUUCAGAAACGGACGAUUCCCUUCCCAUUAAAGAGGAUGAAUUAAUAAUAUCAGCGGAAAACCUAAUAAAUUUCACUCCGUCUGAUCAAUUAGUAGAAUGCCGACUAAGAUCCAACAUAAAUUUAGAGGAUGGAACAAUAACCGAAACUGAUAUGACAUUAGAAGAAGAGAAUAUAAGUAAUUUUCGAAAGGAAGAAGAAGGAGAAAGAGAAGAAAAGAAUUGA
Molecule: messenger RNA, 7935 nt
Organism: Dimorphilus gyrociliatus
Lineage: Eukaryota; Metazoa; Annelida; Polychaeta; Dinophilidae
Source: the annotation of a GenBank genome assembly